This is a messenger RNA of Gasterosteus aculeatus aculeatus (three-spined stickleback), 3775 nucleotides long. The record is from RefSeq and is a predicted model, not a curated record. NCBI's taxonomy places the organism in Eukaryota, Metazoa, Chordata, Actinopteri, Perciformes, Gasterosteidae.
ACAACAACGUCAUUGAUGACCUCUGCCUCUCUGCUGCCCCCCUAGGCCUUCGAGGACAUCUACAUCGAGCAGAGGAAGGUGGUGAAGGUGGUGCUGGAGUACGCAGACAAGAUCUUCACCUACAUCUUCAUCCUGGAGAUGUUGCUCAAGUGGCUCGCGUACGGCUUCAAGAAGUACUUCACCAACUACUGGUGCUGGCUGGACUUCCUCAUCGUCGAUGUCUCCUUGGUCAGCUUGGUGGCCAACACGUUGGGUUAUUCAGACUUUGCAGCCAUCAAGUCUCUGCGGACCCUGCGGGCCCUGCGGCCCCUGAGGGCCCUUUCCAGGUUCGAAGGCAUGAGGGUGGUGGUGAACGCUCUCAUUGGGGCCAUCCCCUCCAUCAUGAACGUGCUGCUGGUCUGCCUCAUCUUCUGGCUCAUCUUCAGCAUCAUGGGCGUCAACCUCUUCGCCGGGAAGUUCGGCCGCUGCGUCAACCGCACAGGUCACAUCCACGAGGCAGCGCUCGUCAACAACAAGUCGGAGUGCGAGGCCCUCAACGACACAGCUCGCUUCUACUGGACCAAGGUCAAGGUCAACUUCGACAACGUGGGGGCCGGCUACCUGGCGCUGCUGCAAGUGGCCACCUUCAAAGGCUGGAUGGACAUCAUGUACGCAGCAGUGGACUCACGAGCCGUGGAGGAGCAGCCCAUCAAGGAGAUCAACCUCUACAUGUACCUGUACUUUGUCAUCUUCAUCAUCUUCGGCUCCUUCUUCACCCUCAACCUCUUCAUUGGUGUCAUCAUCGACAACUUCAACCAGCAGAAGAGAAAGUUAGGAGGACAGGACAUCUUCAUGACGGAGGAGCAGAAGAAGUAUUACAAUGCCAUGAAGAAACUGGGCUCCAAGAAGCCCCAGAAGCCGAUCCCAAGACCUCUGAACGCCGUGCAGGGCUUCUUCUUCGACCUGGUGGGGAAGCAGGCCUUCGACAUCAUCAUCAUGGUGCUGAUCCUCUUCAACAUGAUCACCAUGAUGGUGGAGACGGACGAGCAGUCGCCCCGGAUGGAGCGCAUCCUCAACAACAUCAACCUGGCCUUCAUCAUCGUCUUCACCUUCGAGUGCCUCUUGAAGAUCGUGGCGCUGCGAUGCUACUUCUUCACGGUGGGCUGGAACAUCUUCGACUUCGUGGUCGUCAUCCUCUCCAUCGUCGGCAUCGUGCUCGCCGACAUCAUCGAGAAGUACUUUGUGUCGCCAACGCUGUUUCGAGUGAUCCGAUUGGCCCGCAUUGGACGGAUCCUGCGUCUCAUCAGAGGCGCCAAAGGCAUCCGGACGCUGCUGUUCGCCCUCAUGAUGUCCCUGCCCGCCCUGUUCAACAUCGGGCUCCUCCUCUUCCUGGUCAUGUUCAUCUACGCCAUCUUCGGCAUGGCCAACUUCGCCUACGUGAAGCGGCAGGCGGGGAUCGACGACAUGUUCAACUUCGAGACGUUCGGCAACAGCAUGAUCUGCUUGUUCCAGAUCACCACCUCGGCCGGCUGGGACAGCCUGCUGAGCCCGAUCCUCAACAACUCGCCCGAGGAGUGCAACCCCAACGUCCCGCACACCGGCACCACCGUGCGGGGGAACUGCGGGAACCCGUCGGUGGGCAUCACCUUCUUCGUCACCUACAUCAUCAUCUCCUUCCUCAUCGUGGUCAACAUGUACAUCGCCAUCAUCCUGGAGAACUUCAGCGUGGCCACGGAGGAGAGCACCGAGCCGCUGAGCGAGGACGACUUUGAGAUGUUCUACGAGGUUUGGGAGAAGUUUGACUCGGAGGCCACGCAGUUCAUCGAGUACGCCAAGCUGUCCGACUUCGCCGACUCGCUGUCGGAGCCGCUGCGCAUCAGCAAGCCCAACAAGAUCAAGCUGAUAACCAUGGACCUCCCCAUGGUCAGCGGGGACAAGAUCCACUGCCUGGACAUCCUCUUCGCCUUCACCAAGCGCGUGCUGGGCGAGUCGGGCGAGAUGGACGCCCUCAAGCAGCAGAUGGAGGAAAAGUUCAUGAUGGCCAACCCCUCCAAGAUCUCCUACGAGCCCAUCACGACCACCCUGAGGAGGAAGCAGGAGGACGUCUCGGCCGCGGUAAUCCAGAGGUGCUUCCGCAGGCACCUGGUGCGGCGGCAGCUGAAGGCCGCCUCCUACCUGUACCGCCAGAUCACCACGCCUCGGCACGCCGGGGUAGAGGGCGAGGACGCAUUCGAGGAAGCGCCAGAGAAGGAGGGGCUGAUCGCCGCCAUGAUGAGGGAGAACUACGGCUCCAGCUCGCUGGUGACGGUGUCCUCCACCUCCUCCCCGCCGUCCUACGACAGCGUGACGCGAGCCACUUCGGAGAUCUUCCACCCGCUCGUCAUCACGGUGGAGACGGAGGUGGAGACGGCGGUGGAGACGGCGGUGGAGACGGAGGUGGAGACGGAGGUGGAGACGGCGGUGGCCGGCGACGGCGGUGUUUGCUGCAGGGAAGAACCGAUCGAACGACCGGCGGUGGCCAGAGACCCUCGCGGGCGGCAGGAAGCGGUACCAUAGCGUGGACCAAAUAUGAGGAGGUCCUGGUCUUCUGGGUUAGGCCCGUUUGAUUGAUCUUUUGUUUUACUGAAUGUACCACGGCCGAGGAGGCGGAGCCGGGUGGAAUAUCUGCUACCUUUCCAUGUUGAUUCCGUUAGAGGUUCCUGAACUCGCUUUUGGAGUUUCUUAAAGGAGAGGGCGGAGUCAACGCCGCCAUUUCCUCAGAGUGAAAGACACAAGCGUAGAUCCCGUCAACCUCCGUCUGACCUUUGACCUCAGCCAUAAGGGUGUCAGAACAAGUAUAUCAGAUGCCCAUCAUUUAAGGGCCUGGGGGGGGCGGGGUGCCUCCCCGCAGGUGAUCAAUACUCAGAAUGAGCGACGGCGUUCCUGACUCUCGGGAGAGGAGGGGCGCCGACGAUGAUUUCAAGAUGUUUUCGUAGUAAAAGUAGAACUUGUCUCCAGUCUUUAAAUAGCAAUUUGAUUAUUGCUAUUUUUUAUAUUUUUUAGAGUAAGUUGAAGAAGAGAACAAUAGGCGGCCUUGUUGCGUACGGCCAGUAGAAGAAGAGUAAAGGGGCGGAGUCAGGGCACAAAAAGCAAACAAAAACAGCCGAGAAGCGACUUCGACUAUCGUUUUGCACUUUUGAGUUUACACGUUGAUUGACUUUAAGUUGUGGACCAGGCGCUUCCUCCUGGAGAUUCGUCCAAACGUCUCUCUGCUUCUUACAAAAAUAGAGUGUGUUAUAAUUUAAAGUCUGGCUGAAGCUAAAAUAAAUGUUGCACCAAAUACUAAAUUGUUAUCAACCACACGGCCGAAAUGUAAUGAUUCAAAAAAUGACCAGUGACGUAAAAUGAAUCUGGAUCAAGUGCUAAUUUUAUUAACCAAUAUAAGAGUUCCAAUAUGAUUUCGAUGGUUAAAAGUGAAGUGGAACUCGUCAAGUGAAUUCAUUAUUCACUUAAAUCAAAUUUCAAAAUAAUUCAACCAAGCUUCUCUGAAGAAUCAAACAUUCGCAUCAUGCGUCACGUCGGUUCAUCUCCUUCAUCCUUUAAACUUAACGAAUGUGCUUAACGUCGCCCUUUGACCUUCAGCGACGACCUUCUGGACGAAUCACCGGCCUGAGUCCGACUCAACUCGGAGUCCAAACGGCGUCUUCAUCAUCUUCAUCGCUUCGUUUAGACUGCUCCCCGCUUCCUUUUCUGCUCCCUCCUUCCUUUUUUCUGCUUCCUGUUCUGCUUCCCUUUCUGCUCCCUGCUUCCUUUUUUC